CUUUGUAUCUCGGGACUAGACAAGCAAUCGCCGCAUUGCCUCUUGCAUAGUCCGCACUUGGCAGUCAAAAGCACCAAGUCACACUUGAAAGAUCUUAUUCACUGCCUUCCGAUUCGCACGAGGAAUCACCAGCAUACGCUGCAUCCUCACGCUGACAUUUGAAGGGAGAAAACCCCCUCCUCCUACUUUCCAAAACCUCUGUUUCUCUCCAGAAAUGUGCUAUUUCGAGCACACACGCUGGAAGUGUGGAUACUGGAAAUGGGGAAACUUCAGACAACAGUGCAACAAGGAGUAUCGAACGGGCGAGACGUGCGGCCUCAAGCUUGUCUACGACACCUCAUAUAGGAAUGAGGACUGUAAGCUGUGCGAGCAGAUCCGCAAGAAAGAUCGGCGGUACAGGAAGAUGGAGCAGGACGUGGAGCGGUGGAGGAGAGAAGGCAACCGGAAGGCAACCAUCGAGAAGACCUUGAACGAUAUGGAGGAUAUCAAAGACGCCAUGAAUAAGAUCCACUACGAGCAUCAGGAGAGGCUGAUGAUGCUGGGAUAAACUUGGGGCGCUCAUGCCAUUGAUUGAGAGAGAGAGAGAGAGAGAGAGAGAGAGAGAGAGAGAGAGAGAGGGGAAAAGCAUCGCAGGUGCUCUGUUGUACGAUAGGACAUGAGUUGAAUGAAGAUGAUCGAAGCGCGGCCAGGCACGUUUUGGCCAGGGGAGGAAGGCCAAAGAGAGGGAAGAAAAGUAAGAGGGAAAACAAGGAAGGAAAAGAAGAAAAAAAGGCCACGAAUCUCCUUGACGAGUACUUCCUUCUUGUUCUUUUCUUUCUCCCUUUCUUCUCUUUCUUUCCUUGUUUUUUUCUUUUUUUUUUCUCUGGCCGACAUCACAGCCCGGGAAGGGCCGGAUAAUAAUCGGGACAGGGCUGUUAAGCCCUGGAUGGAAGAGAAACGUUAUUUGAGAACCAUGGUUUGGCGUCAACUUGUGAUUUCGGAAGGGGGGUCCUGUAGCCCGGAUUUUCCUUACAGAAUGCUGAGUAGGCUAUCAGAAAGCCCCAGCCAAGGGAAAAAGGAAAAGACCCAAAAACAAAUCAAUAAAGACAUUGUCUGCG
Molecule: messenger RNA, 1097 nt
Organism: Cryphonectria parasitica EP155
Lineage: Eukaryota; Fungi; Ascomycota; Sordariomycetes; Diaporthales; Cryphonectriaceae
Exons: 3
Coding region: 215-547 (110 amino acids)
Source: RefSeq, a predicted model, not a curated record